Molecule: messenger RNA, 1278 nt
Organism: Cyclocybe aegerita
Lineage: Eukaryota; Fungi; Basidiomycota; Agaricomycetes; Agaricales; Hemipholiotaceae
Source: the annotation of a GenBank genome assembly
AUGGGCCCCGCUUCGGACGCUCCCAUUCCGGCAGUAGAUUUCCCCUUUCCGGAGGCCUGGAGAAAUUUGGGGAGCUCAUCAACACCCCCGUCCCCCUCAAGAUUUCUCAAGAUGAGUCACCGUAAGUACGAAGCCCCCCGCCACGGCUCUCUUGGUUUCCUCCCCAGGAAGCGUGCUGCUCGUCACCGUGGAAAGGUUAAGUCCUUCCCCAAGGAUGACCCCAAGAAGCCCGUCCAUCUCACCGCCAUCAUGGGCUACAAGGCCGGCAUGACCCACGUCGUUCGUGACCUUGACCGACCUGGAUCGAAGAUGCACAAACGUGAGGUCGUCGAGGCUGUUACCGUUAUUGAGACCCCUCCCAUGAUCGUCAUCGGUGUUGUCGGCUACGUCGAGACUCCCCGUGGCCUGCGCACACUCACCACCGUCUGGGCUUCUCACCUCUCAGAUGAAGUCAAGCGUCGCUUCUACAAGAACUGGUACCGUUCAAAGAAGAAGGCCUUCACCCGCUACGCCAAGAAGCAUGCCGAGGAUGGUGGCAAGAGCAUCGCUCGCGAGCUCGAGCGCAUCCGCAAAUACUGCACUGUCGUCCGUGUCCUUGCGCACACACAAAUUCGCAAGACUGGCCUGCACCAGAAGAAAGCCCACCUCAUGGAGAUCCAGGUCAAUGGUGGCUCUGUCGCUGAUAAGGUCAAGUUCGCCCAGGACCUCUUCGAGAAGCCCGUGGAGGUGUCCUCUGUGUUCGAGCAGGAUGAGAACAUCGACGUCAUUGCCGUCACCAAGGGUCAUGGAUUCGAGGGUGUGACCCACCGUUGGGGCACCAAGAAGCUGCCUCGUAAGACACACAAAGGUCUCCGCAAGGUUGCUUGUAUUGGAGCAUGGCAUCCUUCCAAGGUCAUGUUCUCGGUUGCCCGCGCUGGUCAAAACGGAUACCACCACCGCACAGAGCUCAACAAGAAGAUCUACCGCAUUGGCUCUGGUUCCGACGACGCCAAUGCCUCGACAGAGUCGGAUAUCACAAAGAAGCUCAUCACACCCAUGGGUGGCUUCCCUCACUACGGUAUCGUCAAGAACGAUUUCCUGCUGCUGAAGGGUUCCGUGCCGGGUACCAAGAAGCGUGUCAUCACCCUGCGCAAAUCCCUCAUGGUGCACACAUCUCGUCGGGACUUGGAGAAGGUGCAACUCAAGUUCAUCGAUACCUCAUCGAAAUUCGGCCACGGAUCCUUCCAAACGUUCGAAGAAAAGGCCGCGUUCUUGGGAACGCUCAAGGCCCGCGCUUGA